UUUUUGUUUUUUUUGACUUAAAUGGGUGGGGGUGUUGCGUUGGCAGGUGUGUUUGUGUCUGUCUCUCUUGCUCCCUCUCUUACCACCUGCAGGUCCUGCCCCAGUUACGCAGGCAAUGUGCCCUGGGAUUGGAGUAGGUUACCCAGGGCAUUCUUUAAAAAUAGACCAACGGGUGCGGGGCGGGAGGGCGAGUUUUGUUGGCUUGUUGUUUUGAAUUGGUGUUAUAAAAUUUUUCUUGUUGUUAUCGUUGAUUAUGUUUCCUGUGCUGUUGUUUAAGUUUUGACUUUGUGUUGUAUUCCCAUCUGUGUUUCCCCUUUCUAUUAUUUUGUUUUUGGUUUGUUUGUUGGUUGUAAAUAUUGUAAAUAUUUUAUACAUGGCAGUAGGAGAUGACGCCACACUUUUCUUUUUGUAAAUAUUUUCAUCUGUUUUUGUUCUUAGUUAUGGAGAUAGGUGUAAAAAAAAAAUUUUUCUGUUAUUUUAUUAGGUGUAGUAUUAAGUUUCAUUUGGGUGUUUAGUAAGCGUGUAUUUUUGUUUAUUAUUGUUCUGUGGGUUCACCCUGAGGUAGUUGGCUUCAUGUUUUUCUUGGUGAUAAAAAAGAAAAAGACAUAUAAAGAGACCCUGCACAAAGGGGUCAUUAAAAGUGAAAUUUUCUUUGUCAGGUGUUGUUUUUAUGUGGCGGCCAUGACCCUAGACCAGGGUCGUAACAAUUUUUAGUUGUAAAUGUUGAACUAUCAUUAUAAAUGCUGUACAAGUAUUGUUCAUGUUUAUUUCAUGUUAGUAAAUGCGUGAACAAAACCUUAAACUAAAAAUAUGUUUGCUAUAUUUAUACUUAAAUAUAACCUCUUUGUAUUUGUAGGUAUGCUCAUGUACACUAAGUCUAUUUCUUUAGCUAACGUUCAGGAGGAGAUUGAUGGUGUUGUUGGAGGCUCUUUAUCAGACAGAGACAACAUGCCCCACACUAUUGCUGCCAUUCAUAAGUUACAUAAGUUAUAAGUCAUAAGGAUGGGAAAUAUUGUCCCAUUAAAUUUGGCCUGUGUUACUUCAAAAGAAACCCAGACAGGAAAAUACUCCAUUCCAAAGGGCACUCUUGUGAUUGGCAGUUUGACAUCAGUGCUGUUUGAUGAGUCUGAGUGGGAGACGCCUCACUCUUUUAACCCGGGUCACUUCCUGGAUGCUGAGGGCAAAUUCAGGAGGAGAGAUGCCUUUUUACCUUUUUCUCUAGGUAAAAGAAGAUGUCCCGGGGAGCAAUUGGCUUUUUCUUUACAUGUGGGUGUGGAGCCCAGCUUUGAUUAUAAAGUAGGGAACCACUGGAUGUCCCCUACCACAUAAUUUGUGUGCUGUGCCACAAAAAGAUAUGCAAUUUUUAUACACAAAUAGACAGGAAUUGGGACACUCUUCUUAAUCACAAAAAGUAAAAGUACUUAAAGUAAAGAGACAUACAGAGAAAAUAUGUAUCAUUUUAUUUUUGGAAAUUGUGAUCAUGUUUAUUGCCUGUAAUUGGCUAGGGAGGAGUUUUUCAGUGGGUAAAGAUAAAGGCUGGCAGAGGUGGUGACUUGUUUCAAAACCCUAAUGUAUGAGAUUAUAUAACAUGCAGGUUACUCAAGGGGAUUAUACACUCAUUCAGAUGUGUAGAAGAAUUUGUUUAUGUUUUAGAAAAAAUUGAUUAGUGUAAUGUUGGCUGAACGGCUUUGAAUCACAGGGGAAAAUGCAUUUUAAAAUAAAUUCACACAGAAAAUAAUUUGUUUAAAAUCAAAACAAUAUUUCACAAUCUUUAAGUUUUAUUGUAUUUUAAAUUGACACGUGGUAUAGAAUGAAAUUUUAUUUUUCAUUUAAAGUGAUAUGAUUUCUGAUCUGAGAAGUAGAAUGUUCAGAAGAUGUAUGAAAUGCUGCAGAUAUUUUGCAUGAUUAAUAUUUAUAUCUGAUCAUAAAUGAAUGUUUUUACUUUGUAAUUCUUGGAUAAGGAUGCCAGCUUUAAAAAAAAAAUAAUGUCCCCUACCACACAAGUUUUGUGCAGUGCCACGUAAGGACUAAAUGGACACACUUUUUAAUUACUGAAUAAAGAGACAUACAGAGAAA
Messenger RNA from Danio rerio (zebrafish), 2076 nucleotides. The record is from RefSeq and is a predicted model, not a curated record. NCBI's taxonomy places the organism in Eukaryota, Metazoa, Chordata, Actinopteri, Cypriniformes, Danionidae.